UCAUAUCCUUAAACCCCUAGUCUCGCCAUCGCCGGGAACAACAAUAAUCUCAAUGGCGAAAACUCUAUCCCGAUCCACCGCCUCACGCGUUGCUAGUCGUUUCUUUUCCACCUCUAAUGCCGCCGCUUCUCAUUCCACGCUUCCAUCUCACCUCCUAUCCCGUAGAACCUCACCGACGCUUUUCCACGCCAUCGGUUACAUCCCCGCUCUGACCCGUUUCACAACGAUCCGGACCCGGAUGGAUAGGUCCGGUGGCUCGUAUUCGCCGCUCAAAUCCGGAUCCAAUUUCAGUGAUCGACCACCCACUGAAAUGGCGCCGCUAUUUCCUGGUUGCGAUUACGAGCAUUGGCUGAUCGUCAUGGAAAAGCCCGGCGGCGAAAACGCGCAGAAACAGCAAAUGAUUGAUUGCUAUGUUCAAACCCUAGCCAAAAUUGUCGGCAGUGAGGAAGAAGCUAAGAAGAAGAUCUACAAUGUUUCGUGUGAGAGGUACUUUGGAUUUGGUUGUCAGAUCGAUGAGGAAACAUCAAACAAACUUGAAGGACUUCCUGGUGUUAUGUUCGUGCUUCCGGACUCCUAUGUUGAUCCAGAGAACAAAGAUUACGGAGCUGAGUUGUUUGAGAACGGAGAAGUAGUUCCGCGUCCACCAGAGAGACAGAGGAGAAUAGUGGAGUUAACAACUCAAAGAGGAUCAGACAAACCAAAGUAUCAUGACAGAACCAGAAAUGUCCGACGGAGGGAGAACAUGCGUUGACUGAGACUCUACGCUAGAGCUUUUGAGCUCAGAUGCUCUUCUUUUUUCUUUGUUCUUUUAAUUUGCUCGACUCUUAACGAAUAAUGUAUAUGAUGGUGUUUUUUGGUGAUAGCGAAUGUAUCAGUUGUUUCUGGGACUGUGACUGUUAUUAUCCAAAUAAAUCUUCUUUUAGUUUGUCA
Capsella rubella is the source of this 930-nucleotide messenger RNA. Its product is annotated as multiple organellar RNA editing factor 6, mitochondrial. The record is from RefSeq and is a predicted model, not a curated record. The transcript is spliced from 4 exons. Gene Ontology annotation, biological process: mitochondrial mRNA modification; cytidine to uridine editing. Gene Ontology annotation, cellular component: mitochondrion. Lineage: Eukaryota; Viridiplantae; Streptophyta; Magnoliopsida; Brassicales; Brassicaceae. The coding region runs from base 53 to 751 and encodes 232 amino acids.